This is a messenger RNA of Monopterus albus (swamp eel), 1010 nucleotides long. RefSeq names its product density-regulated protein (gene denr). Gene Ontology annotation, biological process: translation reinitiation; formation of translation preinitiation complex. Gene Ontology annotation, molecular function: translation initiation factor activity; mRNA binding. The coding region runs from base 160 to 759 and encodes 199 amino acids. The record is from RefSeq and is a predicted model, not a curated record. Lineage: Eukaryota; Metazoa; Chordata; Actinopteri; Synbranchiformes; Synbranchidae. The transcript has 8 exons.
AUAAAGGACGAAGAAGAAGCUACCAGGCGUGCUCAAAGUAGGCGGGCUAAACCUUGUUUAAUAAGAAUGGUUUUCUAAAAGUCAAACUAAUGUCAAUAAUGCGAGCCACGAUACUGAACAGACAUCGGUUUUAGAGUUUCAAUUCCGGGAUCAUUUCUGAUGGCUACUACUGAGAUGGAGUCUGGUUCUUCAGAAAGCAGAUCAGAGCAAGGCACCGCUGACCCUGACUCAAAGUACCCACUGAAGGUUCUUUAUUGUGGAGUGUGCUCUCUGCCUACAGAGUACUGUGAGUACAUGCCUGAGCCAGCAAAAUGUAGGCAGUGGCUCGAGAAAAACUUCCCAGAUGUGUUUGCCAGGAUGACUGUAGGCCCGGCAGCGAAUGCACCCAAGCAGGAACCCGGCACUGGAGAUGCGCCCCCUGCAGGCGAGGAGGAGGAGAAGAAGAAACAGAAGAGAGGCGGAAGAGGUCAGAUCAAACAGAAAAAGAAGACGGUGCCCCAGAAAGUCACGAUAGCAAAAAUCCCAAGAGCCAAGAAGAAAUAUGUCACACGGGUGUGCGGCCUGGCAACGUUCGAUAUUGACCUUAAAGAGGCUCAGCGCUUCUUUGCCCAGAAAUUCUCUUGUGGUGCCUCAGUUACAGCAGAUGAUGAAAUAAUCAUUCAGGGAGAUUUUACAGACGACAUCAUCGACGUCAUUCAAGAAAAGUGGCCUGAGGUGGACGAUGACAGCAUUGAUGAUCUGGGUGAAGUCAAGAAGUGAAGACCAAAUAUGCACUUUUACUGAGAUGGAUGUGACCUGCAACAGUGACAACCUGGCCAAAUGUACACCUUCGGUCAUUUUAUACCUAUUUUAUUUACUGUACAUAAGAAGCUGCAGACUUGGCCACUCACUUGGCAUUUUUAGUUCAUAGCUGCUUUCUCUUGUUUGCCAAAGGUGUGGUAUGACGUGAAUCCCUCCCAGAUGUUGUUCACUCAAGUAAACUGUAGGCUAAUAAAUUUCAGUCUCCUUCA